Messenger RNA from Thyridium curvatum, 2661 nucleotides. RefSeq lists its product as uncharacterized. The record is from RefSeq and is a predicted model, not a curated record. The coding region runs from base 1 to 2661 and encodes 886 amino acids. The transcript is spliced from 4 exons. Lineage: Eukaryota; Fungi; Ascomycota; Sordariomycetes; Thyridiales; Thyridiaceae.
AUGGGGAGAGAGAAGAAGGCCGCACCGGGUGCGGCGUCUGGCAGUCACGCCAAAGACAGGCACAAGAAGAAGGCCGUGGCCGACCGGGAAUGGAGUCGCCCUUUACCAGCAGGCCUGGAUCCCCGCCGUGCCGCACCGCAGAUCAAGUCUAAACACCAGUCCUACUUUGAGCUGGUCGAGAACAAAGACAAGAAGAAGAAGCUGGAGUUCAAGAUCACCGCCGACCAAAACCCACCACCGGGCUUUGAAUUUGUACCCAUCGGCAAUCCAAAAUUGACUAGUGCCUGCAAGGAGAUCUCAAGAGAACAGGAUGCUAUGAUCUUCAUUGUCUCGGUCUGUUCACCAGCUCGCCGCCGCAAAGCUCGAGCCAGAAACUCACACAAGCUACAACCACAGGCCAGCACAAAGACCAACAACCAACUCCUUUCGCACCAUCUGAAUCGAACCGGCCAUCACAUUCGGCAGACAAUCGUCGAACAAGCUCGGGCCGCCAUUGGAGACGACCCGGACACUGUUAACCAUCAGGCCGGUGUGCCUGAGCCAAUUCCAGAGACCCAGGACGAGAUUAACAAGCAGGCUGAUCAGGCUAUCAGAGAUUUGUUCCCUCGCAUCCCGAACACAGACAGGCAAAUGAUUAUUGAGCAUGCCUUCAAGAAGGGAGCGACAAUGAAUGGAGAUCCACUCGUUGGUUUGGCCAAGGACAUAACGCUAUCUCGGCGUGUUCAGCUUGCUGUUCUGGCACAUAUCAGGCAUAACCAUACCAGAUAUGAUGAUCUGCUUCGCGAGACCACUUACGUAAAUGCCAGGAAAGCCGUUGAGCCACUAUGCCUCGAUAUCAUCGUCAAGUGGCGAGGUGAUGAAGAAACAGGCCGUGAUCAACUGGAAGAGAUCCUGCGCGAGGUCAUUGUCCUGUCAGACUCGGAGGAUGAGGACGACAGUGGGGAUGACGAUGAGACCGAUGACACUGCGAUCUCAUCAGACUCUAUCCAGGAGAUCACAGCCAGUACCACUGCGGCGGAGCGCGACGCCCUGCAGCGUACUCUGCGGCAUUCACGUCCCAGAAUGGAACGGCUGGACAAACAGCCUCGUGGGACUCUGACCCGUCCCCUGCCGAGGGCCUCUGCUCUAGUGCCGCUUGACCUCAUAGCUCGCGAAGAGCGAAGGGCAGCUAAGAAGGCCCAACGCGGGUUUAAGAGGUACGAGGCUGUGCGUCAGGCCAGAUGGGAUGAAGCUAGGACCCGUUUCCAUCUGGAAGAGGGUCCUGGACGAAAUGACCAAGCACAUGCUGCCCAAAGGCACGAUAUGCACUUACCUGAACCAGGCACGUCGUAUCGGCCUGAGAUGAUGCAUUCACUCGGAACAGACAGUACCUCAUCUGUUCAGUCUGCGAGAAUUCUCCGUGCUGCCAGCCUUGGCCACUCACAUCUGCCCUCUCCGUUUCGAAGGAGUGGCCGCGGUGAAGAUCAACCUAUGCACGCAUAUCACACUACCUCAGAGGCCAGGGUGCCAUAUGCUUCGCUUGAUGGUCAAAUGGCAUCAACAAGCUUGGCACAGUCACGGCAGAGUUCCAGAUUGACGGUAGGGCCCGAGGAUCUGCAAGACUAUCUCGUUCCAUCUAUUGAACCUGCCUCACCGGUUGCGAAUAAUGAUAACGCAACGCCAGUGUUUGUGCGGAGAGUCUCUCCCACCGAAAGCUUUGUCCAGAAUAGGCGUCCAGCGGCAGGACACGCGCACAAUGCUUCACCGCUCCAUAGAACCCCUGGGUUUGACAGGCCACUGGCAUAUCCUCCGGAUGGACGAGAGCAACCGGAAUAUAUCAGGACCUCUUCUGGUAUCACCUAUCAUCCCGCUCUUCCCCGUGAACGCCAUGCCUCGGGUGUUGUCCAUCAGGGUCAAGAGAGCCCGAGAUUCAUGGGCAGCAGAGAAUCUCCUGGAGGUCGUUCAUACGUGCGCGAUGGGGCGACCGCCUCCAGACCAAUCCUGAUUGACGGGAAUGCUGAAACUCUUAGGGAGACGCCGCAUCGCCCCAUUGUCGUCGAUGACUGGCCUGAUAGACACAGCCGUGUCAGGGUUUUGCAGCCUCCUCCACACCAGAGUCUUCACACUUUCACUAGAGGUAACGAUGUUGAUGUACACCGCGCGACGCGUCUUCUGCCGGCCGAGAGCAUUUUUGUGGCUAGAGAAGCCCCUUUGGCGUCCUCUUUGCGGGAAGUGGCCCGAUCUGAGCUUGACCGGCCUCCAGUGGAGUUCAUUACACUCAACAGCACCUCUCGAACUGCUGAGGCACUGGAUCCUAAUCAGAUCUACCGGCGCUCACCUCGCCUGCUUCAGGAGAGAGUGGUAAGUCGCGUUGAGUCAGUGGGUGCGCCUCAACCCCCGAGGGAGUACGAAAAGUACGGCAGCCCCAUGAUGCUUGAUCCUCCCCGAGAAGCCCGACCUGCAAGCGUCGGGGGAGCGUACUUUGACCCUGCUUUACGGCCUCGGUCUCCGGCUCUGCGAGAGGUUCGUUAUGAUGAACGCGGUCGCGUUCUGAUCCCGGUCGACUCGCAACCACCACCGAAUCAGCCUUUACCGGCACCAGCACAUCAUCCGGGCCCGUCCCGAACACGCCGUCAUGACGGCGUUUAUGGCUUCGAGAGAGAUCCUCCCUACCAGUACUAG